Molecule: messenger RNA, 813 nt
Organism: Cryphonectria parasitica EP155
Lineage: Eukaryota; Fungi; Ascomycota; Sordariomycetes; Diaporthales; Cryphonectriaceae
Exons: 3
Coding region: 1-813 (270 amino acids)
Source: RefSeq, a predicted model, not a curated record
AUGGCACAGCCGGAAUAUUCCUACAGGAGCUCCAAAGGACCUUGGGCGACACGAAGAGCCUAUGGGUCAUUCAAGAGCUCCAGCCCUCCAAACUGGGAUUCGCAAGGACGAUAUUCGCCAGUAGACCCGAUGGAUGACCUCAUGGCUUCCCCAAGCCUCUCAGACUACUCGAUGGGCGAGAGCACCGGGACCACCCCGCCGGGCAAGCACAAGACAUCCUCCAACGGCAAGCGCUCGCAGCGGAGACCUUCCAAUCGCGACGAGUUCGACGGCCCGCAUCAGUUUCUCCAGCGGCCCCCGCCAGAAUACAUCGCGAUGCAGGAGCGGGAACUGCCCCAUCUGCCCACCAACCUGCUCGUGCAGGAACAGGACAGCGUGCUUUCGCAGGUUAAUGACCGCCUGUCGCAGUGUGCGUACGACUUCGUCGCCAAGUAUCAGUUCCCAAUCCCCCUCACCCAGGACAUGCGGCCCGUUGAGCGCCCCCACGACCGUGAGUGGACAGAGUGGGUGUACCUGCUCAAGCGGCUAGCGACCAAGAGACGGAUCCCAGCGCGGGUCCUGUACAACGGCCAGAUCAAGCAGUUUGUCACGAUCCUCGAGAACAGCCUGGAAAUGAGGCACGCCGCCAAACACCAGAGCCGGCCCCUCAAGGACGACAGGAACAUCCUGCAGCUGAUCAGCGCCGGGAUCCAGGUUGCAAAGAUACUAAAGGAUGCCCAGGCCAUGGACUACCUGGACAGGCUGUACAUCUCCACCGAACAGCAGAUACAGGAGAGGGCCAAGGCUGCCGCCAUGAGAUUCAACCGGGUCUGA